Molecule: messenger RNA, 3096 nt
Organism: Thunnus maccoyii (southern bluefin tuna)
Lineage: Eukaryota; Metazoa; Chordata; Actinopteri; Scombriformes; Scombridae
Gene: sox18
Product: SRY-box transcription factor 18
Exons: 2
Coding region: 579-2375 (598 amino acids)
Biological process (GO): lymphangiogenesis; positive regulation of transcription by RNA polymerase II; angiogenesis
Molecular function (GO): DNA-binding transcription factor activity, RNA polymerase II-specific; RNA polymerase II cis-regulatory region sequence-specific DNA binding
Source: RefSeq, a predicted model, not a curated record
UUCUCUGUCUCCCACACACACUCGUCCCUUCCCCUCACGCCUGUCUGGCGUCUUAUUGGUUAAAUUCCCAGCUAUAUAUUUAUCUGAUUGGUCAGGGCGGAGUAUAUAUACACACUGUGGGUUGGUUAAAUCUGGCCACAAGUUUCAAAACUUUCAAACAGGACAGACAGACGAGAGACAGUGAGUCAGACGGCCUGAGUGACGGAGGGGAAUCGAGCUUUGGACAAACCACCACACCACACACUCCAAACAAGAACUGUUGUCUUUUGAGAAAAAAAAAAAAAAAAGAGUGAAGAAAAGAAAGAGGCAGAGUCAUUGUGGAUCAUUUUCAGGGGGAAUAUCCUGCACCAGAAUUUGUUUGUUUUCUCUUUCUUUCUCCUCUUCCCUCUCCUCUCAGAUCUCGAUGUUUUUCUUUGGGAUUUGUGCUCCAAAUCCAUCAAAUUCCUCUCUUGAUCUUAAUCCUCUUUGUUUUGAGUUACAAUUUUUUUCCAGAACUUUGCAACCCAACAAACUGAGACAGACGUUUUCAGAAUCUCACUUGGACUAAAGACAAGGUUGAAUCCGAGUCCAGUUCUGGAAUGAAUUUAACUGAGCCCAGUCUUUUACAUCCCAGUCGGGUGUCCCUCAGGGGCCCCUGGGCAUCUGGGACCCCGAGUCCUGCUUCUGAUUCCGAAAUGGGUUUUGAGCAGAGCCUCUCUGGAGACUGCAGUUCUCCCGAUGGCCUUGGAACUGGAAACAUGAGGAGAGCAGAACCGAGGAUUUCUCUGACACCCAGUUCAGGGGGACAGAGUCCGGACCUGACCCAGGCAGGAGGCAUGGGCACAGCUGAUGGGAAGGCCGUGGGGGGCGAACAGAGGAUCCGCAGGCCCAUGAAUGCCUUCAUGGUCUGGGCUAAAGAUGAGAGGAAGCGACUGGCCCUGCAGAACCCCGACCUGCACAAUGCUGUUCUCAGCAAGAUGCUCGGUCAGUCAUGGAAGGCCCUGAAUGCUACAGAUAAGCGCCCAUUUGUGGAGGAGGCAGAACGUCUCCGUGUCCAGCACCUCCAGGAUCACCCAAACUACAAGUACCGGCCUCGCCGCAAAAAGACCACCAAAAAACUUAAGCGGGUUGAGCCGGGGCUCCUGCUUCACAGCUUAGCCCAGGGUGGGGCACCAGGCCUUGGGUUAGGGCCUGGCAUCAGCCCCUUGGGUGCAGAAAGCAUCUCUGGAGGCUCUGCCUAUGGACAUCCAGGCGGCCACCCUCCACACCACCACCACUCCCACCACCUGCUGCCAUCUCUGGGGCACUUCAGGGACCUCCAGGCCCCAGGACACCAAGAGCUAGAGAGCUAUGGCCUGCCAACUCCAGAGAUGUCCCCCUUGGAUGUUCUGGACGAUGGAGCUGGAGAGUCUGUGUUCUUCCCCCAACAUAUGCAAGAGGAGGCAGGGAUGGGAGGUUGGAGUGGGUACCACCACCACCUUCACCAUCAUAACCCGCAUUACAGCCAUCACUACAACAACCACAGUCACCAUAACUCCAUGCAUGCUGCAGCAACACACAGUCAGGGUUCAGGAAUGAGUGUUGGAGCCAGUAUAAGCUCUGGCAUGACUUCCAGUUUAAGUCCAGGUAGAAGUUCCAGAAUUGAUUCUAGAAUGACUUCAGUUGAGUCAAAUAUGACCUCGAGUAUGAGCUCUGUCACCUCAGUGUUGGCGAGUUCAGUCAACUCCAGGUUAAAUCCUACUCAUGCUGCCAGUCACCACAUUGCCUUGAGGAAUCCUGUCAAGUGCCCACCUCCUCUCCCUGACUCCUCCUCUUCUGUUUCCUACCACCAGUCCUCCAUCAGCCUCCCAGAGACGAUAAAAUCCCAUCAAACUCCCCUGAGCACUGUUCCUGUCAGCUACUUCACCCAAAUGUAUGGGAGCAGUGCCCCAAAUGCUACCCAUUUCACUCCUUCUCACCUGGGGCAGCUUUCACCUCCUCCUGAAACAUCUCCUUCUGCUUGCUCAUCCUCCUCCAUCCCCCCAUCAUUCCUCCCCCCUGUGCACUUAGACCCUUCAAAUCCAGAGUCCUCCGGCCAUUUGGGGUCUUCUUCCUCUGUUGAGUUUUGGUCCGAGGUGGACAGGCAUGAAUUUGACCAGUAUGUAAAUGUUGGAAGGAAUCGAGAGGAGCCCUAUGGACUUGGUGGAGGUUGUGGGGGUGGGUCCAAAGUCCUGGUUGGGCGCAGUAGCAAUAGUGUUGGCAGUAGCAUUAAUAGCAGUGCUAGCAGUAUCAUUAACAGGGAUGUCAGUAGCAUUAUGAGUGGUGCUGGUGGGUGUGAUGAAGGAAUCAGCCCUCUUAUAUCUGCUCUUUCUGAUGCCAGCAGUGCUGUCUAUUACAGUGCCUGUAUCACUGGAUAAAUUCUCCAUGAACUCAUCUCUUAUAUGUACCUCCUUGUAUACUACAUAGUAUACAAGGUUUGGUUUCAUUUGAACCAUUGUUAUAUGAUAGGGAAGAAGUAUGUCGGGAGGAUUAGUUUUGGCUCAUAAUUUCAGUCAAGUCAUGGUCAUGUCUUGCUUAUCCCUCAUAGAUUCCCACUCUAAUUUAAAAAGUUUUUUAAAAAAUACUAAAAAGAAAUGAGCAGCUGGGUAAAACCAAAACCCACAGUUUUUGGAAAAUGUGCUAACUGGAAAAAACAUAACUGGAAAAGAAGGCACUUUUGUCAAAUAAAAAUAAAAAUAUAAAAGCUAAUUACUUAUUUUUUACAUUCAUUAAUGCAUUCCUAAACAUGAUCUUGAGCAGUGUGCCAGCUAGCUAACCAGCUUUCCAUGAUAGUUAUGUGCUAGUGUUGGUAGUUUAGACUUCAAGUAUGGUCAACAUGUUAUCAAUGUUUGCAUAGAUAACUUAUGGCCUAAUCACAGGGUUGGUUGUAGGACUUGUGGCUCUUGGCACCUUUGUAGGCAGAAGCUCUAGCAGCAGUGUUUGCUUUGGCAGUGUUUGCAAUCACCUACAAUUAAUCACUUAGCUAGCACAGUAGAUGAUGAUGGCUUUAGCUAACUAAAGGAGAAAAAAGUCACCAUUUAUGUUGCAUCACUCCAACCUUGAUGCUCUUUAUCAAGAUAUUGUCUACUGAUCCAAAUG